Naegleria fowleri is the source of this 711-nucleotide messenger RNA. RefSeq lists its product as uncharacterized. Gene Ontology annotation, cellular component: membrane; TRC complex. Lineage: Eukaryota; Heterolobosea; Eutetramitea; Acrasida; Naegleriidae. Gene Ontology annotation, biological process: post-translational protein targeting to endoplasmic reticulum membrane. Gene Ontology annotation, molecular function: molecular adaptor activity; protein binding. The transcript has a single exon. The record is from RefSeq and is a predicted model, not a curated record. The coding region runs from base 1 to 711 and encodes 236 amino acids.
AUGUCUAGACAACAAGAACAUCAUCUUCGCAUCGAUACCUCUGACUCCAAAACAAACGAAGCUACCGCAUUAGAAUCACCGGUUCCUCUUUCUCCAAUAUCAUCACCAAGACAAGCACCUUCUCCCCUUCUUCUCUCACAAGCCUCCUACUUUAUACACUCGCUCCAUGAAUCUCACGCCAAACUAUCGGGUCAUUCCGUGCUCCUCUCUCAACAAGAAAUUCAACGCUUUGUUUUACAAUUUUUAUCUGAUUUUGAUGAGAAACGAAAAUUGAAAUUGGGUACUUCAACGACCAUUUCCGAUAAAGAACAGGAACUUCUCAUCCAAGUGUUUAACAAAAAAUUGGCAAACAUGUACAAGGAAGAAGGAAAUUUAUAUUUGAAAAAAAAGAGAUAUGCUACCUCUGUUGAUUUAUACAUUGCUUCGUGUUUAAUUGCUCCAGAUCAGCCCAUUUAUUACAGUAAUUUAGCUGCUGCCUUAUAUUUUUGUAAGCGAUUUCAAGAAAGUGAGCGUGCGUGUGAAAUUGCAAUCAUGUUAGAUCCACAAUAUGGAAAAGCCUAUUCACGAUUGGCCAAAGUGAAAGAAACUUUGAACAAAUUUGAUGAGGCCAUUAAAAAUUAUGAGAGAGCUAUUGAAUUGGAAACAUCACAAACAGUGAGAGAGUCCAUCAUUCAACAAAGAAACGAGUUGCUUUCGAAAAUUAAAAAGUAA